Lactuca saligna is the source of this 768-nucleotide messenger RNA. Lineage: Eukaryota; Viridiplantae; Streptophyta; Magnoliopsida; Asterales; Asteraceae. The record is from the annotation of a GenBank genome assembly.
AUGUCCCCUUCGCCACCACCUCCACCUCCUCCACCGUUUCCUGGUGGUGGUUUAGGGUUACCACUACCUCCACCGAUGUAUGAAGCCCCACAUCAACCAAUGUAUGGAGCACCACCUCCACCGUUGUAUGAAGGAGCGCCACCUACAGCACCACUUCCACCAACUCCACCGUUGUACAGAGGAGCGCCUCCACCGCCACCUCCUGGAAUACCUAAAUCUCCACCUCCACCGUUGCAUGCAGGAGUACCUCCACUACCUACAGCACCACUUCCACCACCUCCACGGUUGUAUGGAGGAGCACCUCCACCUCCACCGCCACCCGGAGGAGGACGUGGACCUCCUGUACCUCCACCGCCGCCUGGAGCACCUGGAUCUCCUCCACCACCUGGAGCACCUGGACCUCCUGGUGGGCCUCCACCUCCACCUGCAGGAGGAGGACGAGGUAUGGGACCAGGUAGAGGACGAGGACGUGGAGGAUCUGGAGCACGAAGAUCUAACUUAAAGCCAUUGCAUUGGAACAAAGUGACGAGGGCAUUACAAGGAAGCUUGUGGGAAGAAUUGCAAAGACAUGGAGAACCCCAAAGUGUGCCAGAAUUUGAUGUAUCAGAACUUGAGACACUCUUCUCUGCCAUAGUCCCAAAAAAAGCUACUUCUAAAGAAGCUCAGCAAAUCCGCUUGAUUAAUGAUAAAAGGAGAGUUGAUAACUCGCAAAUCAUCCUUAAUUACAAGAAGAAGCGAUAUGGUGGCUGCAAUUUUAGCUCUGAAUAA